AAAUGUGUGUCAGUAGGGCAGCGAUCUCUCCGGCACAUGCAGAGCGCACAUGCACUAGGCGGCUUUUCACCGUGCGCUCGAAUAAGCACGUCUGAUACCUCGAUUCAAAUGAAAGUGCACGGUGUUACUCUAACGCAGGGAGGGGAAACGGAGUUAGAUGUGCACACGAGUCCAAAAGGAACCACAAGCAUUCUGGAUAGGGUCCCUACUAGUGGCACUACUCAAGUCACCUGAGCAGGACGGAUGUGGGUGUGACGGGUGUGUUGUGUUAUCGCAAGGGUGGGGUGCUCAAGUUUUGACAGUCAGUCCCUGUACACAGUGCAGGCAAGAUUUACUCUUUACUCGCGCGUGCCAGACCUGAGACAUUAUUGCACCGGCAAAGAUAUAGACAGCGAGAAGGAAUUGCACAAAGCUCUGCGCACCUUAACAGAGCUCUAGCUUUAUUUUGCACAAAUAUCUCCUGUUUUGUAUGCAGUACUCGUUUUUUUGUUGCUUCAGUGCAUUGGUAUUUAUGACUUUUUCAACGGUUUCGACCAUCGCAUAUAUUCAGCUUCUCUUUUACCUGUUACGACAUUGUGCACUUAUUGAGGAUCUGAGGCUGAACUAAAAGAAAGUAAUCGACAAAAAAGCUCGAACAAGACAUAUCAAGAAUGGAUAGCAACCCUGGAGGCGUUAUACUAUAUGCUGGGUCUAGUGGCAGUGCCAGUCCAAUCCCCGGAAGCCCAUCCAGUGGGUACCAGACCCAGUCACCCUCCACACACUCACAGCCUUCAUCACCAGAGGAGGUUACCUUCACAGAGAUUGGCGCUCUGAAGCAACAUGGCAACAAUGGGACUCCGUCCUCUCCAAAACUGGUCUUUCAGUUCCCAGAUAUCUACAGCAGCUCGACAGCAUCCUCCAACCAGAAUACUUACUCUCACCCCAUCGCAGGAAAGAGGCCAUGUGGCUUUACUGGCACGUUCACCAAAGCAGGAGGUAUGGUCCUACUCUGUAAAGUGUGCGGUGACAUCGCAUCAGGCUUCCAUUAUGGAGUUCAUGCAUGUGAAGGCUGCAAGGGUUUCUUUCGCCGUAGCAUUCAGCAGAACAUUAACUACAAGAUGUGUAUGAAGAAUGAGAAUUGCCUGAUCAUGCGCAUGAACCGAAACCGUUGCCAGCACUGCCGUUUCAAGAAAUGUCUGGCUGUGGGCAUGUCCCGUGAUGCUGUGCGCUUUGGUCGCAUCCCAAAGCGUGAGAAGCAGAGGCUCCUUGAUGAAAUGCAAAGUUACAUGAACACCCUGAAUGAGUCGGCUAGUAUGAACAUGGCUUCCUCCCCUUCUUGUGAUCCCCCGGCCAGCCCUAUGGAGAUCCAGCCCAAAGAAACUAUAGGCUCCAUGGCAAAAGCCUAUCAGAACACCUUCUCAAGUGCUCCUGACCGACUGACCAAGAGGCCAGCAUGCAUCAACAAUGGCAGCAGUGUGCCAACUUCCUUUCAGAGUACCGCCCCUCAGGAAAGCAGCUUCUCCCAUCUCAAUACUCCCGCAACCUAUCACUCUGGAGGACCAGUGGGUUACACAGCAGCUGGUCCCUGCCCUGGACAACAAAUGCCCACUGUCAACAAAUGCCCAAUAUCUUCAGUGGACAACAAUCACUAUCAAAACAAUGCUCCAUCUAAUCAAAUCCCAUGCCAGUCUACAGUUAACCCAUCUCUGCAGGGCAGUUACAGCUGUAGUUAUGCAGCUGGUGAGAUACAGGCUCAAACAUCAUGCCCGUGGAAGUUGGUUGCAGGCUCCAAAGUGCUGGCCUGCCCUCUGAAUGCAUGCCCAGUUUCAGCACCAGGCGUCUCGAGCCAGCAUGUGUGGGAGUCUUUCUCUCAGUGUUUCACCCCUGCAGUGCGGGAGGUGGUGGAGUUUGCCAAGGGCAUCCCAGGGUUUCAAGACCUGUGCCAACAUGACCAGAUCAUGCUGCUCAAAGCAGGCACCUUUCAGGUGCUGAUGGUAAGGUUCUGCUCGCUGUUUAACCCAAAGGACCGGACAGUGACAUUUCUAAAUGGGCAGGCCUACCCACUGGCCACACUGCGGGCACUGGGUAUGGGCUCGCUGCUGGAUGCCAUGUUUGACUUCUCUGAGAAAAUAGCCUCUCUCAGCCUGGAAUCUGAUGAGAUGGCACUUUUCAUGGCCGUGGUCCUAGUCUCUGCAGAUCGAACUGGUGUUUCUGACACAACAGCUGUGGAGCAGUUGCAGGAAAGUUUGAUUCGGGCACUGCGAGCCUUGGUUUACCGUCGUCAUCCUGAUGACAGUGCACUUUUCCCCAAGCUGUUGCUGCGUCUGCCAGACCUGCGCACCCUCAACACCUUGCACUCAGACAAGCUGCUCAACUUCCACAUCGACCCAUGAGCGACCAGCAAAUUACGACCUGCCAUGACAGGAAUGACUUUUCAUUUUUAGCAGAAGAGAAUAAGAGUGGAUCAUUCUAGGAACAUUUAACCAUAUCUGUUAUCAAUUCGGUCAAACUGUAAGAACUAACGGAAAUGAUUUUGUGCAAUUGGGUGGACAUGGAAAGCUGACAAGAUCUACUCUUCUUUCCGAGUUAUAUUUCUUCACACAAUGCCCAAGACUCUCAGCAUACUCAAAGCACCUCAAACACUUUUUCACCAGACAUGGCUUUCAAUAAGUGGCAGUUUCCUUUUCAUAUCAUAAAUAACCAGCUAUUGAAAAAAUCAACCAAAAAAGAGCUGGUGUCCUAUUUAAAUCAUUCAUCAUCUGUUUUUUCCUAGCAUGGCUAAAAGCAAAGACCACAGAUACUGAGGAACUGAGGAAUAAAUAAUAGGGACCAUUAAAACAUGCACAAUGUAAUAAAUGGAAUGAAUUAACAUAUACAGAAAAUAAAUAUUACAGCCAUGUAAUUCACAUCAUGUAGGUUUUCCAGCUGUUCAACAUGUACGCCAUGUAUAUCAUCACUGUUAGUGUAAUAUUAAAUAGCACAAUUUCAACCGUGUCAGUAAGCACAAGAACUUCGGUUAGCCGUUUCUCAUUUUGAAAGAAAUAUAGACAUUUUAUUCUUUCAUCCUGACAAAUUGUAACUGAGUUGAUCAUUUCUGUUUCUAAACUGUCUUGGACAUACAGUUUAUUGUCGUCUCUCGCUCUACUUCAUUGUUUCAUUUUUAAUCUGAAGAGACAAAACCAGCAGCCAGAAUAACCCAAGCAUGUUUUGUAGUUGCUUAUUUUUCUGUUUUGUUGUUGUAAAUAUUGUACAGCUGCAAGAUACAUGUGACCGAGACAAAACAUUAUACAUCAAGGGUGCAUGUGAGAGAUCAGUGGGGGUUCGGGUGCCUUCUGGAGAAACGUUGUGGCUAACGAGCAGUUGUGGAAAAAAUAAACCCUCACCAAGGUGUUAAAGAAGUAAUGAAAGAUCAGAUUACACCAGCAGAGACCUCCAAUAGCCUUUACUAAGAAGUCUAAUCUUGGAGUGCACAACAUUUGUAUGCUUGAAAUAAUGGUUGUUCAAAACAAUGCGAUGGAAUCAUGCUAAUGUAUAUUUUGUAAAUUAUACUUCCAUAAAGCAAGAUAAAUAUGAGAUUAUGUACAGUA
This is a messenger RNA of Tachysurus fulvidraco (yellow catfish), 3566 nucleotides long. RefSeq names its product nuclear receptor subfamily 1, group D, member 4a (gene nr1d4a). Bases 651 to 2372 code for a protein of 573 amino acids. Gene Ontology annotation, molecular function: RNA polymerase II cis-regulatory region sequence-specific DNA binding; nuclear receptor activity; zinc ion binding. NCBI's taxonomy places the organism in Eukaryota, Metazoa, Chordata, Actinopteri, Siluriformes, Bagridae. The transcript is spliced from 8 exons. The record is from RefSeq and is a predicted model, not a curated record. Gene Ontology annotation, biological process: positive regulation of transcription by RNA polymerase II; cell differentiation; hormone-mediated signaling pathway.